AUGGGAAACGAAGUGGCUAAGGCAAAACCAUUAGCAAACCCACACACAAGUGUGCUGCUCAGCGACGCGCUUCACGUCGACAAAGAAACACUCCUUUUUAGCGACGAUAUUCUGGAACUCAACAAAAAGUAUCGUGACGAUAUCUUCAUCACGAACCUCCAAAACUUCAAGCUUAGUUUCAAACUCGAGCAAAUAUUUGAGAAGGACUUCCAGCUCAAAUUCAAGCCAGAAAAGGGAACAAUUGGACCAAAAGGAAAGAAGAAGAUUAAAGCUUCAUUAAUUUUAAGACAGAAAAUUAAUAAGAAUUUCAAAGUCAAUCUCAGCGCUGAAACACAGGGACAAAUAUUCUUGAACGUCAGAUUGAGAUCAGAUUCAGGAGUUUUUGGUGUCGACCCAGAAACACUGGAAUGGCUCCAACAUCCAACUCUUAAAUUCACUCUUCCACAAAUACUUAUAACAUUGGACGUCGCUUUUCGAGAGAAAGGUGGGUAUACAUCUGAAGGUGUUUUCAGACUUGCUGGAGAAGCAGGAAUGGUUAAACGUUUAAAACAGUUGUUAAACAACUCAAACGGAACGAUCACGAAUGACAUGAUCGGAGCAACCGUCGACGAGAUAUCCAAUUUGAUAAAGCUGUGGUUCAGAGAGCUACCAAAGCCCAUUUUGAAUGUUUUAUCAUCAGACCAAAUUUUCUACUCAACAGAACCAACGGAAAGUUACAAAGCGUUCCAAACGCUCAACGAAAGAUCGCGAAAUCUUCUCGGGUGGCUUUUUAAUUUGAUGAUCGAAGUUUCCAAAAACAGAGACACAAAUAAAAUGACUGUUCAGAAUUUGGCUAUUGUGAUUGCUCCAAAUUUGUACGAACCAGAAACAACGGAUCCAAUGGAAGGACUGAUGAUGUCUCAAAAGGCGGUACAAUUUGUCCAGAACUGUCUUGUUUACAUCGAAUCUAAUAAAGAAGAGAAAGAGCAAUAA
Messenger RNA from Entamoeba invadens IP1, 972 nucleotides. Its product is annotated as GTPase activating protein, putative. The transcript has a single exon. The record is from RefSeq and is a predicted model, not a curated record. Lineage: Eukaryota; Evosea; Mastigamoebida; Endamoebidae. The coding region runs from base 1 to 972 and encodes 323 amino acids. Gene Ontology annotation, biological process: signal transduction. Gene Ontology annotation, molecular function: GTPase activator activity.